AUGGCUACUCCAGAAAAGAUUCCUCAGACUGAGAAGUCUACUAAGGCUGCCAAUUUUUUACCACAAGGUAAAUGGCUUAAACCUGAAGAAAUUGAAUAUGAAUUUGGUGGAACCCCAGGUGUUCUUGGUAUGAUGAUCGGAUUUCCUUUACUAAUGUAUUACAUGUGGAUUAGUGCUGAAUUUUACCACGGGUAUCCAGCAUGGCCAGCAGGAGGUGAAUCAUGGUGUCAAUUCGUUAAACAUCUUUACCAAUUAUUCCUCGAGAAUGGUGUCCCCACGAAGUAUGCAUGGACAAUCUUUCUAACAUUUUGGGCUUUCCAAAUCUUCUUCUACUAUACUUUGCCUGGUGUUUGGACUAAAGGUCAACCUUUAACCCAUUUAAAGAAUAAACAAUUGCCCUAUUACUGUAAUGCAAUGUGGACUCUUUAUACCUCCACGGUUUUAAUCCUAACGCUUCAUGCUUCUGGAUUGUUCAAAUUGUAUACAAUUAUUGAGAUUUUUGGCCAAAUCAUGACGUGUGCUAUCAUUUCUGGAUUUGCGUUUUCCAUUGGCCUAUACUUAUGGACAAUGUUAAUCUCCAAGGAUUAUCACCGUAUGACUGGUAAUCCAAUUUAUGACAUCUUUAUGGGUGCCCCAUUGAAUCCACGUUGGGGCAUUUUGGAUUUAAAGAUGUUCUUUGAAGUGCGCUUACCAUGGUUUACACUCUUCUACAUUACAUUGGGAGCUUGUUUGAAGCAGUACGAAACCUACGGUUAUGUAACUCCACAAUUAGGUGUUGUCAUGCUAGCUCAUUGGUUAUAUGCCAAUGCCUGUGCCAAAGGUGAAGAAUUAAUCGUUCCAACUUGGGAUAUGGCUUACGAAAAAUUUGGAUUUAUGUUAAUCUUCUGGAACAUUGCAGGCGUUCCUUACACUUACUGUCACUGUACCCUUUACUUGUACUACCACCAUCCAUCUGAAUACCAAUGGUCUACGGGUUACAACAUCUCACUAUAUUUGACAUUGUUAACCGCCUACUAUUUCUUCGAUACCACCAAUGGUCAAAAGAAUUCGUUUAGAAAGCAAAUGGCUGGUGAUAAACGUGUAAGAAAGACUUUCCCAUUUUUGCCUUACCAAGUUUUGAACAAUCCUAAGUAUAUGGUCACUUCUAAUGGUUCUUAUCUAUUGAUUGACGGUUGGUACAGAUACGCCAGAAAAAUUCACUACACUGUAGACUGGGUUCAAUCUCUAGUGUGGGCGCUAUCUUGUGGCUUCAAUUCAAUUUUCCCAUGGUUCUUCCCUAUUUUCUUCUUCGUGGUCUUGGUUCACAGAGCCACCAGAGAUCAAGCCAAAUGUAAGAAGAAGUAUGGUAAGGACUGGGACACUUACUGUCAACACUGUCCUUACACUUUCAUCCCAUAUAUCUUUUAG
This is a messenger RNA of Zygosaccharomyces rouxii, 1407 nucleotides long. RefSeq names its product delta(24(24(1)))-sterol reductase (gene ERG4). The transcript has a single exon. The record is from RefSeq and is a predicted model, not a curated record. Lineage: Eukaryota; Fungi; Ascomycota; Saccharomycetes; Saccharomycetales; Saccharomycetaceae. Gene Ontology annotation, molecular function: Delta24(24-1) sterol reductase activity. Gene Ontology annotation, cellular component: endoplasmic reticulum membrane. Bases 1 to 1407 code for a protein of 468 amino acids. Gene Ontology annotation, biological process: ergosterol biosynthetic process.